Molecule: messenger RNA, 366 nt
Organism: Amorphotheca resinae ATCC 22711
Lineage: Eukaryota; Fungi; Ascomycota; Leotiomycetes; Helotiales; Amorphothecaceae
Exons: 1
Coding region: 75-275 (66 amino acids)
Biological process (GO): tetrahydrofolate biosynthetic process
Molecular function (GO): dihydrofolate reductase activity
Source: RefSeq, a predicted model, not a curated record
CUACCUAUCUACCUACCUUACAGUACCUACUACCUGGGUACCUUGGGCUCCCUCAGGAAUAAUACCCCGAGAUCAUGCCUUUCAUUGAAGACUCCAUCCCGGUCAACCUCCGAGCGCUUGACCCAAAUAUGUCUCCCCGAGACUUGACUUUGAUAGUCGCUGCGACCAACAGCAUGGGCAUCGGUAGAAGUGGCACGCUCCCGUGGACAGGAUUGAGGAAUGAGAUGGCAUAUUUUGCAAGGGUCACGAAGAGAGCAAAUGCCGGGGUGAGAUGAGGGACACCGAGCAGCAGUUCGCUGGCUAAUUGUGUCUCAGACCAUCAACGCUGUUGUAAUGGGACGCAAAACAUGGGACAGCAUCCCACCA